Cylas formicarius (sweet potato weevil) is the source of this 561-nucleotide messenger RNA. RefSeq lists its product as uncharacterized. NCBI's taxonomy places the organism in Eukaryota, Metazoa, Arthropoda, Insecta, Coleoptera, Brentidae. The record is from RefSeq and is a predicted model, not a curated record. The transcript is spliced from 4 exons. Gene Ontology annotation, molecular function: structural constituent of chitin-based larval cuticle. Gene Ontology annotation, cellular component: chitin-based extracellular matrix. Bases 1 to 561 code for a protein of 186 amino acids.
AUGAAGUACCUGAUAAUAAUCGCGACCAUCGCAACACUAACUUUAGCCAGACCCCAGGUCAAUGAGCGCGUUCAUUUCCCAAAUAAAAGACCGACAGGCGGUACCGUUCCCAAAACCGUUCAUGUAGAAAACGCCAUCGUAAACCCCAUAGAUCAGGAAACUACCAUCGACGAAGUCAGAGUACCGGCGCCCAAAAACUACGUGCCCCACGAAUUCGAGAGGAAACAAAACGAAGCCGCUAGAUACGAAUUUUCUUCCAACAUCGAUGACCACAUCAGCGACCUCACUCACCAAAGAUCCGAAACUAGAGAAGGUUUGGCCGUUAGAGGUAUGUACUCUUAUAGUGAUGGGUACUAUCAGAGAACGGUUCACUAUGAAGCUGACCAAAAUGGAUACAGGAUAACCGGAAUGGAAGCGGUACCAUUGGAUGGUCCCCAAAUCGAUUUGACCGGUACAGCAUCUGUGGAAACUGCGGCUCACGGCAGGCACGUAGCUUACAGGGUUCAGAGCGUACCAGUGGAAGGGCCGGUAGCGAAAGUGAGGGAAAUCGGCGAGAUAUAG